Molecule: messenger RNA, 882 nt
Organism: Ostreococcus tauri
Lineage: Eukaryota; Viridiplantae; Chlorophyta; Mamiellophyceae; Mamiellales; Bathycoccaceae
Product: unnamed product
Exons: 1
Coding region: 1-882 (293 amino acids)
Source: RefSeq, a predicted model, not a curated record
AUGACGACACGCGUCCUCGUCCCCGCGGCCGCCUUCGCCGCCGGUGCGUACAGCGAGAACGUCGGCUACAUCGCCCGGGCGCUCGAUUUCGCCCGCUCGCUCGAUCCCAACCUCUCCAAGGGCGUCGACGCUUUGUUCGGCGGCGGUGCGACGCUCAACCCGCUCGCGUCGACGCCCGACGUCUCCGGUGACGUCGCGGUGGCGGCGUCGAAGGCGAGCGCGAUCGCUCGAGAGGGCGUGCGAGACGCGCUGCGGGGGUUGGUCGGCGGCGCCAGGGACGCCGGACGCGCCGCGCUCGGCGGUUCGAUGCGAAAGAGCGGUGCGGGUGUCGAGGGCGAUGUGACGACGGUGAAAACGCCGGUGAUCGGUAUGAAGGGCUUGUUCCUCGUCGGCGCGAUCGCUGGGUUCGCGGUGGUGUACGCGUACGGGCCAGAGCGGUGCGAACGCGCGGCGCGAAGAGUCACACAAAAGGUUCGAAAGGGCGUCGAGGACGCGAAGGCGCGCGCACGCGCGAUCGUGGAGAGAGUUUUUACGCUGGAGACGCGAAACGCGAUCGAGGGCGCGCUCGUGAGCGCCCAUGGGGCGAUCAAACCCGUGUUGAAGUCGAGCGCGGAUAACUUGGUCGCGUUGCUCGAGCAGAGCAAGGGCGCGACGACCGAGGUAGCCGGGAAGAUCUCCAACUUAAUCGUGGACGUUCGCGAAAAGUAUCUCGUCGUCGUUACGGCCAAGGCGAAGGAAUCCUACGGCAUCGUUCUCGACGCCGGCGUCCGCGCUCGAGACGCCGUCGCGCCGACGGUGGACAAGUACCGCCGCAGGGCGAGGGAGUUUCUCGCCGGCGUCUACGAUGUCAUCCGCGCCUCUCUCGGCGCCAAGACUCAAUAA